GUCCUCACCACCUCCAGCAUCUCAUAGCAUUGACCGACCGACUGUAUUGAUAGGCCUUGUCAGUGCAGUACACGCACGAUGCCACAGGUCCCGGGACGGCCGGAGCGAUUUCGUCCUAAACACCAGAAUUUGGUGUUGAAGUGCUAUCCACGCCUCCCCAAGAACGCGGCAGCCGAUGUUAGACCCAACAAUUCAGAGCUGGCGUAUCUAUUAUACUAUGCGAGUACGCGGCAGCACAAACUCCCCAAAGUCGGCAGUUACCUUGAGAGCAAAACGGCGUAUGAUGUUUCUCACAGCCAAAGCGCGCGCGUCCAAAUCACGCUACAGAUCCUCACGGCCGUUCUCGAGCACAGCACGAUCAAUCGCGCCUCCGGAUUCGCCCUGAUUGCCCCCUCGGUGCUGCGCAUCAUCCGCGAGAUCAUGAACAACUCGACCGACAUAUCCUUGAUCGAAGCCACCCUCGCCACGUGGGAUGUGCUGUGCCAACAUCAGGACGCUGCCAGUCUCGCUGCCGAUCCCGAAUACCGCGAGUCUUACACACAGGUGGUGCGAUUAUACGGCUCUUUGGCGAGGAACAACACCAAGAAACUUGGCAAGUCAACCCAGCCAGUCGCGAACCACGAUGGUCUGCGGUUGCGGAAAGCCGGAGUCGCCGCCAUUACUAGCAUUUUCGCGCCAAAGGAACAGCUCGAACGCAACUGGAAUCGCGAAUUUGACAACGCCUUCGCAUCUGUCUUGACGAAUUUGCGCAAUUCAAGCAAACAGGACUACGUCGACUAUUUGCAGGGAUUGAAUCGCGAGGCGGAAGAGAAAGAAGGGAGGGACAGUAAGACGAUAGCACGGAGACAGAGCAUCACGCACAACAGGACUCUUUCGUCCUAUCAGGAGGAGCAGGAGCCGGAUCCGCGUACGGCCGAAGGGACAACACAGGACGCCGAUCGCAUUGAGGAAGAGGAAGUAGGGCUUCUCGCCAUUGACUGUGUGAAGGCCAUAUUUGACACGCAAAAUCGAGGUCAAACACGAGAGGCUACGUUCUCAUUCAUGCGAUACAUUGCGGGAGAGCAAGGCCGCAACAUUAACGAAUGGGCGAGCCAGCUAUUCCGCCUCAUCACAUCCUGGACUCCUGUGCAGGACCGAUUCGUAAUAGUGUUUACUGCUGUGGAGACAUUGCGGCGGCUACCGGUGGAUGGCGCAGACUUCAGAUUGCAUGAAACCUACGCUAAAAUGAUUCAUGGCGUGGUGGGUUCUGACUUGAACCUUAUUGGCCUUUCAGUGAUGGAUGUGCUGAUUGGGCUCAUGACAACGACCAUUCGAGUGGUCACGUAUUGUGCGCGUCCCGGGAAUAGCUUGCUGAGCCGGGAGACCACGUCGGGCGACAACAGUGAACAGAGCGCGGCGACGGCAAGCGUAGAGACGUUGAAGUUGAGCAUUGCUUGUUUGGCUGGGCAUGUGUAUUACUCGGACCAAGUGACCGACAUGAUUGCCGCUCUGCUUGUGCGAGUCAAAGCAUAUCCUUCGGCCACUGACUUCAAAAGUAACAUAUUCGGAGAAAGAAGGUCCCGAUCGAAUACAAGGGCUACCGAAGGCACGACGUCUAAACAGAGGAUUGGCACCUCUCGCGGAGCCAAGCCUGCUGCUAAUCUGGCGUAUCCUGGCCGCCCGAGCACAGCAGGACCGACAACAACAGCAAAGGAAGCUAUCCUCGACGACAAGUCGGAACACGACAAAGAGAGGAGCGAAAGGAGUAAUAGCUUGCGGAGUGGCUAUUUUACCACGGACGAAGGCAGAAAGUGUGCGUUUGAGAUCAUUCAAAGCAUCCUGCAGGUUGCGCAAUCUACUAAAAAACAAGCGCACAACAACGUGGCUAUCAAGCGGAAUCGCGUGCCUGUUGGGGUGUGGGACGGAACGCAAUGGCUCGCUCGUAUGGGCAGCGAGGAUGUUCGCGCUGCUUACAAGGAUGCCGUCACGACCUGGGCACGAUACGAGUCGGAUGAGAAGGAUGCCACUAUCCUCAAUUUUGAAGCAGAAGACUGCUUCGGCAAGUUUGUGCAGAAGGAGAAGCCUGCUUCUUUGCGAGACAGUAUCGACCAAAGCCAUCAAAGCCACCCCCAGCUACUCAUGUUGCCAAACUUUGGUGCUGAGAGGAGAUUGAGCUCGGGUAACAUCAGCAGCACUGGUGUCGGAGCUGAGGGGAACGGCUCCAUCAAGCCUCGAGUCCGAGCGACAGACUUGGAGGAUAUAAUGGACGGCAAGAGGCAAGUGGAACUUGCAGUGGAAGUUUCGGACGGAGAAGCAGUCGAUCUCCAAAAAUUACUAGCUGGUAUACAGGUGGACAACAGCAAGAAGGCAAGAGUGCCACUCAUGGCAGCGCCGCCAUAUUAAAGCUGGAAUUGGGGGCCAGGCUAUAUAUAAUGAAGCUCGGCAGUGCAGCGAAGAUGGGAUGGAGGCUGGAAUGUGAUACCCACCAAUUGCGUUGACCAAUAUUUUGCAAUUAAUAUAUAGUAGUACCAUUGUGUCAGGAUACAUGGAGAGGUGAAUAUCGCCUAUAUAGCCAAUAGGAGAUACAAUACAACCAGGAAAGGC
Messenger RNA from Sphaerulina musiva SO2202, 2583 nucleotides. RefSeq lists its product as uncharacterized. Bases 79 to 2382 code for a protein of 767 amino acids. Gene Ontology annotation, cellular component: plasma membrane. The transcript has a single exon. NCBI's taxonomy places the organism in Eukaryota, Fungi, Ascomycota, Dothideomycetes, Mycosphaerellales, Mycosphaerellaceae. Gene Ontology annotation, biological process: protein localization to plasma membrane. The record is from RefSeq and is a predicted model, not a curated record.